Stylophora pistillata is the source of this 3630-nucleotide messenger RNA. RefSeq names its product protein MMS22-like. Gene Ontology annotation, cellular component: nuclear replication fork. The record is from RefSeq and is a predicted model, not a curated record. NCBI's taxonomy places the organism in Eukaryota, Metazoa, Cnidaria, Anthozoa, Scleractinia, Pocilloporidae. Gene Ontology annotation, biological process: replication fork processing; double-strand break repair via homologous recombination.
GUAAUUUGUUGUUUGAUGUUUGAAGGAAAAUUAAACCAUGAUGGAAUUUGACCACAGUGUGGUCGAUUUACAAGAUCUUUCGGAAUGGCCAGAUAGUCUAGAAUUUGAUGAAUUCUUCGAUCCAAGCGAAGUCCAUGAAGAACCACUAGCGAAGCGUCGAAGAACCUCUAUCGAAGAGUCUCCCAAAACACACGCAGUAGCUUCUAUGAUAAGAAAACCUGUGGAGUUAAACUGCAGUGGUCACAUCUCUCCUAGCAGAAUUAAAGAGGCACUCUGCCAAAAUGGUUACCUAGCUACUGGUAUAUUCAGUGCGGUUCUGCAUCAGGAAGAUCCUUAUCCAGGGUUAUUCUUGAACCAGACUGUCGAGUUGUUUGGAGCUACAUUUGUCUCAGGCAAUGUUCUCCUUCAUCAAAUGGAAACAUUAUUCUUCAUGGUGAGGCAGCAAGUUUUCAAGUUGGAAAAUGAUGGAAGCAUGACAACUUUAUCUGAUGAUGUGCACUCCCGCUGUGUCGAGCUUCGAAGACAAUGCAGUGAAUUCUGUGCAUUUCUGUUGAAUUUUGCACACAAUCAUCUCUACGCAAUCCAAGAUUCCGUCCCAAGUAACAAUCUUCUUCACGAGUGGUUCCUUCUGCCGUCAAAACUUACCAAACAACUGGAAGAUUUAUCACGGUUCCUCGGCCGGUUUUCUUCGCUUCCCAGUUCCUUUAUCAUGAUAAACCCAAUGAAUUCAAUUGGUCCUGUGCGUUUAAAAGCCGGAGGACACUUAUUUCAUCUCCAUCUGGAGCUUAACUGGGCAGCUAUUCAAACACUAUCUUUGAUUUUGAACAAGCAGGGUCAGUCCGACAGUUUCUCUUCGGAUCAAUUUGUUGACGUAAUAAACAGCCUGAAGAGAUACACAUUUUCAUUCCUUUGGGACCUGAUAACGUUAGCCGUUUCCAUCUAUAACAAGGAAAAUCAGUCAAACGUCCUUCAGGUAUGUCCGUUUCCCUGUGGCUGCGUGGGUGAACUGUGGAUUAUGUUGAUCCAUUUGAUGGAUCAUCUAAGCAUCAAAACAGAUCUCGAGUCGUUCUGGUCGGCGGUUUCCUCCAUCAUGUCAGAGAUUCUUAAUCCUAAGGAGUCUGAGCCCGAUAGUCAGGACUCUACCGCGCAGCCCUGGGUCGAGUCCUGUGCUCCUCCAGGUUUCACAGUGAAGACGCCUGUUAAUUUCUGUUGGUGGUUGUUGACGCAUUUGUCCCCUCUCUACUGGUUUACAGACAAAGGAGUGUACUCACAAAGGAAAAAGAGUUGUGUUCCUGGAAAUUGGGUACUGGCCCAAGAUCUACUUAAAGCUUCUCUUCUAAAUAACAAGGAAAAUCAUGAAGAAUCUAAAUGCCGCCACUCUCUCCGCUGCUGUGUUUCGUUAUCUUAUCACUGGUCCGCAAACUCUGAUCUCAUUUUGUGGCUGUGGGAUUAUUUUCACAAGAGAUUGAAUAGCUCGUUUCACAUUCCUGAGCAAUCUCUGCAUAGCUUUGGUCUCGUCAGCUCAUCUUCUCUUCAGUGGAUGGAGCAGUGUUUAAAUAGGUCCAAGGUAACGCAAGGAGGUAGUACUGUUGUUCCAGAACACGAAUGCAGUUUCACUCUCUUCUUACGGCUGGUGUCAGUUCACUUCGCCAAAUUACUUCAGAGUGGAUCGUUACAGGCCUGGAAACAGAUGAAGGGCAGGUUCUACUCAAAGUUUCAUAAGCGCCGUAUGGAGGAGUUGAACAUCACAGGACUUCAUCACUUUAUCAGUCUUUUUCUUACUCUUUCCUGUGUGGCUGACCUAGAGGAUGUGGCAAACAAGUUGUGUUCAUUUCUUGACUUGCUGGACUUUCACAAGAUGGCACAGGACAAGAAAAUUAGUGUUUGGAAAGGGCUUUUUGCCUUGAUGCUCAUUUAUAAGGAGAAGAACGUGGAUUUUGGAUACCUGGCGGAAAGAUUGUCUCACAGUUUUUUCACUGUUGCGAGGGAAUACACGGAGUCUUCUCAAAAUAAAACUCGUCAUAAAAACUGCUGGCAGUUGAUCACACUAUAUCUGGACAGUACACAGGAUGUGUUCGAACACAAAAAUAAACAGGACUUGUCCGAAAGUAAACUGAUUGCUGAUGGAUUGCAAUACCUGUUAAAUUCGUGUCGUGACAAUGAACUCAGAUACCUACUGAGCUUUGUACAGACAACUCUGGCGUCAUUAACGCAAAAGAACGGGGGUAGACCAGGGCUCUCAGAUAUUGUCAGUGUGAUGUGGAAGCACGUAUUUUGUCACGUGAGGAACCUAGCAUCUGAUGCUUUGUGUAUCCAGUCGGUAUCCAUUCCCUUGGCUGACACGUUGGCCGGCUUUACACUCUCUGCACUCGACAGAUAUCCCGAGGAGGUCCCUGGCGUAACUGGCGUGACGUUUACCAGUCUGCUACGGGAUCUUGGUGUUAAAGACGAAAUGUCCGCUAGCUUUUGCUGUCGAUUCCUAUGCCACAUUUUACCCAGCUCUUCGGCAACGACGGCGAUUCAAGCAGAGAACAUAGACGGAGACAUAAUUCACGCGUGGUUUAGAUGUCUGUUGCAGCUACCGCCGUCUCAUGAAGGAUUAACAGAACUAACCAGAGCAGUGGGUAAAUUACCCGAAAUGGAGAAACUACUGAGGGGCCAGCCUGGAUUUGGAACUGGUGAAAGCAGUGAAACAUCUUUGCAGCUAUUUAUUGUUGCGCUUGGGCGUCAUCACUCAUCACUGACAAAGUUUGACGAAUCAAUCCAGUUCCGCGAGACGGUGCAGAGAUACCUGGGUGACGUCAUUAAGUACGUGGACCACGUGCUAAGAAAUGUUGGACCUGCGAACCAACUGAGUCGUACUUUCGGCUUUUCAACCAGGUCUUGCCAUCAUCUACUCAGGCAGCCAGUAUUCCGACUAAGAAUCCUUUUCUGGUGAUUCUCAAAGGAUCAUGUUUACCCAAUCCUGCACCUGAGAACAGGGAAUUUCGUCAAUUCGCCGUGGAGAUCAUUCAAGAGAAUUUCUUGUGCCUACCCCAGCAGCCUGCAAAUCUAGCGACAACUCUGUCAUUCUUGGAGCAGUUGUUUAGGAAAACACUCAGUUCUUCUGAGACGGCAAGAAACACUCCUGUUUUGCUGGAAUCUAUAAUGUUUUGUUUAUUGACGUGUGAUCAGUUUACUGCAGGAAACGAACCCCCCGAGAUAAGAAGGCAAGCCACUGAAAUUCUACGUUUAAUGGUUGGAGCUUGUAAGAAAACGCCGGAAAUGAACUCCAGGGAAGUUCUUUUGCCUCACUUAAGAAAUUUCUUGUACAGUAAAAUCACUCUGUACCAGGGUUUAGUGUUUAAAACACUUGAAAGUCUUGUCCUAUUGGACCUAGAACUCGUCACGGCGUUGAUACCCGCUGGUAAACAGGCCGUGAAACAGCUCGAACAAAAGAGGGGAGUGGGAACUGACAUGCAAUUAAGAUCUUCGUUCAAGUCAUUUCUAAGUAAACUUGGACACAGCGGCGAAGAGGCAAUCAAAGAUUUCGAGAAGGAAAAUGUGGACACACAACAUUGAAUAUAUCCUGAUAGCAAUGGUUUUAACACAAAUGCUCUCGAAUAAAAUUUUACGAAAGUUAAAGAGAAA